Sphaerodactylus townsendi is the source of this 7226-nucleotide messenger RNA. RefSeq names its product hyaluronan and proteoglycan link protein 1 (gene HAPLN1). Bases 467 to 1525 code for a protein of 352 amino acids. Lineage: Eukaryota; Metazoa; Chordata; Lepidosauria; Squamata; Sphaerodactylidae. The transcript has 5 exons. Gene Ontology annotation, biological process: cell adhesion. Gene Ontology annotation, molecular function: hyaluronic acid binding. The record is from RefSeq and is a predicted model, not a curated record.
AAUGCGAGGGCGUGGCCGGGUGGAGGGAGGGGAGUUCUUAAGCGGCCGAGCCAAGAGGGCAGGGCCCGGAGCCAGACCCCGAGGUGAGGCGACAGGACGCCCGGGCGCGGGGAAGCUGACGGGCCGCCAGAGACGCUGCAGCGCCGUGCGUCCCAGCGCGCCUGGUUUGCCUUUCUGCCCUUUCACGCCUGAAGUUUGGAGGGAGCUGUAGUGAAGCUCUCUGGGAACCCCGCGACUCGACCGGCUGCCCGGACUCGGCACUUUCUCCUUCAGCCGGCCAGCGUGGAGGCAAGUGGAGGGGGGAAGCGCUGUCAGGAGCGCGCAGGCACACCUCCUUGAGGAGAGCGCCCGCUCGCCAGCCGCGGAGUCCCUGCGCUCGACUGCAGUUGUUGUCAGAACUGUUCCUCUUUGGCUGCACCUUCGUUAGUGAGCGGUGAGAAAGUGAAGAAGAUUCUUGGAUUAAACGAUGAGGAGUCUACUUUUUCUGGUGCUGAUUUCUUUCUGCUGGGUUGACCAUCAUGCUGCCAACUUCACUCCGGAGCCUGACAGAAUUAUUCACAUCCGUGAAAGUGAACCAAACUUUUUUGUGGAAACAGAAAAAACUAAAAUCAUCUCACAACGAGGUGGCAAUGUUACACUGCCAUGCAAAUUUUACGGUGACCAAGCAUCUGACUCAGCAUCCCAUAAAAUUCGGAUCAAGUGGACCAAACUCACCUCAAAUGUCCGCAAAGUAGUGCCUGUCUACGUUGAAAUGGGACAUCACAAAAAGAGCUAUGGAAAUUACCAGGGAAGAGUCUUCUUGAGGAAAAGUACAGCAAAUGAUGCCUCACUUGUGAUUAAUAAUAUAAUACUGGAGGAUUAUGGGAAAUACAAAUGUGAGGUGAUUGAAGGAUUGGAAGAUGACUCAGCUGUUGUCUUUCUAGAUUUACAAGGCAUUGUAUUUCCUUACUCUCCACCCCUGGGUCGCUAUAAUCUAAACUUCUAUGAGGCUCAGAAAGCCUGCCUGGCUCAAGAUGCAAUUAUAGCUUCAUUUGACCAGUUGUUCAAUGCUUGGAAGUCAGGUAUGGACUGGUGUAAUGCAGGCUGGCUUAGUGAUGGGUCAGUGCACUAUCCCAUCACAAAUCCCAGAGGACCUUGUGGAGGAAAGAACACACUUCCUGGAAUCCGAAAUUAUGGCUUCCUCAACAAAGCUAAAGGCAGAUAUGACGUUUUUUGUUUUACAUCUCAUUUUAAUGGCCGUUUUUAUUACCUAAUACAUCCAACCAAACUGACCUAUGAUGAAGCUGUACAAGCCUGCCUCAAUGAUGAUGCACAGAUUGCUAAAGUAGGCCAAAUAUUUGCAGCUUGGAAGUUUCUAGGAUAUGACCGCUGUGAUGCUGGCUGGCUGGCUGAUGGCAGUGUCCGGUACCCCAUCUCCAAGCCAAGGAAACGCUGUAGUCCUAAUGAAGCAGCUGUACGCUUUGUGGGCUUUCCAGAUAAAAAGGACAAGCUCUACGGCGUCUACUGUUUCCGGUCAUAUGAGUGAAUAUAGCACAGCAAUUUCCAAUCCAUCAAGAACAUGUGAAGGAUUUUCUUUCAGUAUGAACUCAUGCAGGUUACCAAAACUGUGAUAAAUCUUUUUUACUUAUUGUAAAAAGUCAUUUUCAUAAAACUGAUCAUUAAUUGGUUUUUUGUUGUUUUUAAAGCUUUCAUUCAAUAGAUAUUUUAAAUUAAUAUAAUUUAAAGGAAACUCUAAGUAAGGAACUAUUUAAAGUGUAAUUGUUUAAGCUACAUCAUUCCGACAACAAAGCAUUUUUUUUGGUGAAUGGGGCAUGCAAUAGCUUGAUGAUUGCUAUGACUACAUUAAGGAAUGUAAGGCUACUCAAAGCAAAAAAAAAAAAAUCCAAGGACAAAGUUUACAUAUUUGUAUCACGUCGAAAUAGAUCAGAGGAUAAUGACUGUGACUGAGGUCUGAACUACACUCACCUUAUUCUUAACUGGCAUUCCAUGUGGUUUUGAAUGAAGUUUUUUAAGACAAAAUUUAUGAAAUGUAUUUAAAUCAUGUCUGUUUUGGCAAUAUGACCUACUGAACAAUUCCAUAACAUUCCAGCAAGCACAGUCAAAGCUUCUGAAAACAUUUUUUCUGGUUUUAUUGUGUAUGCAGUAGAAAUGUGUGUAUGAAUAAUUAAAGAGUGGAUCCUACUUUCUCCUUAAUGCAACCUAAAUAUGGCUGAGAUAGUUUGCAUUACCUUUGAGUAGCUUUAUGGAGGCUUUUAUUUUAAAAAAAUUCAAAAGGCCAUUUUGCUAAACCGCAUUUAGCAUCUACUCAGGGCAGUUAUAUAUUAAUGAACUGCUGGACAGAACACAAAUGUAUUAAAUUUAGCAGCUUGAAUUCAUGUUAGCUUUUAAAAUAGUAUUGUCUUUAUAAAUGGAUCAUUAAGAUAUUUAAUACUUCUUUCUUAGUUACACACAUAAGAGUUAAACAUUUCAAUGGAUGUUGACCAUUAUUAAUUCUGAUGAUUUAGAAGAUCACUUUCAAUUAGGAAAGUGAAAAUAUCUCUACCCUCCCAUCAGUUUCCCGUGUUCAUUCCAAUUUAUGUGUGUCUGAAAGCUCUUGUAUGGGGAUUUCCAUUUAUUUUAAUGGAGAUGGCAGCAGCUUUCUUUUUGCUGUAAAGCUGUCCCACCACUGAAUGAGGAAGCUCUUGAGGAGCAAGAUUGUGGUAUUCAAAUGUCCAUGCUCAUAAAUGAGCCCCAGAUAAAGAAAAAUGUGGCCAGUUACACCAACAUCCUUCAAUUUCUCUCCCAUACUGAACACUGGAUACUCUAGGAUAAUUUCUCAAAUUGUCUGUUGCAUUUUUCAGAGUUCUCUAUAGAAAAUUAUUGCCUUUAUUCAGAUGGAAAAUACAAGGAGUAAUGAAGCUUUAUCUCUGAUGGAAAAUAUCUCUUUUUGAUUGAUUUAAUUGUCAAAUGGAAAAUAAAAGAAACAUUGUAUGCUGUAUGGCUGAUAGAUUUUUAUAUGAGAUUAACAGUGCUGUCCAUUUUCAGUCCAUUGAAUCAAUAUGUUUAGAAGAUUGUGUUAGGAUUGUACUCUAAUUUGGAUUAUACUGUCAGUUACCAGUUCAUUAAAAUUAGUCAAGAUUAAGUUCCACUGAAAAUUUUGCAACAAGUAGGUCAGAAAUAAUUUCAGUGCCAUUGCUUUCAAUUGGACAGUCAUGACUAAUUGAUCUGGACUGAGGCCAUAGACUCCUAAUGCCAGUUUAACACUGCUUUCAGCAUCAUGUUUUGCUUAUUUCCAGAUGAGAUAGUUUUCUAAUAUGAUGUUUGUGCUAUGGUGUAAGAAACAUUGAAUAGGUACACUUGGGGCAAAUGCAUCCAUCAUAUUGGUCCCUUGACUGCUUGCACUUGAGGGAGGAGUCAGUAAUAUUCUGCAUUCUUUCCCUUCAAGCACACAAAAGAGUACAUUGAGAAUGUUGUAUCAAGUCAUUUUAUGGAGGAUCUGUCACAGACAGCGUAUAAAAACAGAGCCAUUGGAACUUAACCAUUGGGACUGGACUUGAUGUCCAUUGUAGUCUCUUUCAACUCUAUGAUUGUUAAACAGUGAUGGUAAGGGGGGGAAAUCAUGUUUUGGAUCUCUUAGGCAGCCCAAUUAUUAAUAAUGAAGACCAUGUGGAACUCUAUCCUUGGCUUUGGGUUUCUUGAUUAACAUAGACGAAGAAAAGCCGUUUUUAAACAGAACCAAAUUCUGCAUUUUCUAAUGGUUUCUGUGUAUAAAUGGGAUAGGACAGAAUAUUCAGUAUUCUUCUAAUCCUAGUAUAUAAAUGUAAGGGCAUGAUUAACCAGAUUACCUCCUUUAUAAGCACAAGCUUCUGUUUUGAUGAACAAAAAAGAAACUUCCUCAAAAGCACCUGUCUGAUUCUGGUAGCUGUACAUGACACAAAUGAAAAUUUCAGUAGCCUUGAAAUGUUGUGCAGUCAGUGAUAAAAUCGGGGGGGGGGGGGCUGUUUCUGUCUAUUGUAUAAUAAUGUAACAGAGAAUUUAAUCUUCCAUAAGCUAUAAUAUGUUGCAAUGAUGACAGCAUAAUCAGUGGUUUCCUAGGACUGUAGCAAUAGAAGCCAAGACAGACCAGAAAAAAACAUUUAGUGGCAAAAAUCUGACAUUAGGAGCUGAGAGUCAAAGAAAAUAAGAUGUAUAGGUUUCUCUCUGUCUCUUUCUUGGAUUAUUGGUUGCUGAACUCUGUGGCUUUAGUUGUCUGCCUAAGUAUGAAUAUGAUCAGUUACUAUUAAGUUCACAAUCUCUUAGCAAGCCCCAGGUACUUAGAUGAGCUCAUUCUAUCAGAAUACCCUCAAUGCUGCUCCAUGUAUAUCCAUCACCAAAGAGCCUUUGGUGGCACAUCCUUGACUAUUCCAUCUAGUUCAAAGACUUUGAGACAGGAACCAGUAAACCAGCACCAUCUGCAAGUUAUGUCACCAACCACUGCAGCUGUAUGCAACUGCACAAGCAUAUAUCCCCCUCAGCCAGGUAACACCGAGGAACACAGGAAUGGCUGGUCACCAGUUGGCAACCUUGGAGACUGAGAGAAGAGUCUUCCAAGGCUUUCUUCAGAGUUUUGUGGUCUGCCUUUUCUUUGGUUCCCCUGGAAAGGGUUGGAAUGACAGUGUCUUCAGAGCUAGAAAUUCCCACGUAGUGUGAGCAACUGUUCUGCUUCAUCAAUUCAUUGGCUUAUUUCUGCUGGCAAAGGAUAUCUGCAAAAACAGAAUUUCUUUAUGAAUGUCCAACCACUUUUAGACAAAAAAAGACAUCUGAUCCCUCCACAGUGUAGUCCUGGACAGCCACCUCAUGAAGGGUAGGUGCUUCUAGCUCUAAGAACAUUGGGCUUCAGGAUGAGAAGGAGGUGGCUGGAUUCCAUUGACUCUUUGUGCCUUUUCCAAAUCCUUCCUAAUCAAUGACACAACAUCAUUCUGAGCUAACCUGUUCCCCUCCAGUGUCUGCAAAAAUCCAGCUGAUUGUUUGAUGAGUACACUGUACAUUCUGCAUGCCCUCUGUGCAUGAAGUUUGCUAUUUGUUGGGAGCUCAUUGUUCAGGUGGUGACAGCAAAGAUUCCUUGGUCUGAGCAAGCAGAUGUGUUGGUUACUUGCAGAAUAAGCAUCAUCCUCUCCACCAGGCAAUUUGAAGCACUGGCAUUUGACACCAACCUCCCCAGCCGCCCUCAAAUGGCAUCCACAUUCAAACACAAAGACACAAUUGUAGCAAUUGAAGAAACUUUAUUGGAGGACUACUGGAGGGGGGGAAGGGGCUGAGAGAAAGAGUUUCUAUCUCUGCAUAAUGUCUGGGGGAAUGGUUGUUCCUCUCCUUAGGUGGUAUCAAAUGGGAGUCCCUUUUGAGGUUCAUGGGAUGGUACUCUUGUGCAACAGGCCCCUCCCCCAUCAGAGGCUGAUGCCAUCUGAAACACCUUCACUUGUGUGACACACAUUCCCAUAGUAACAGCUGGAUCCACCUUGGCAACUACUCCAUAGGACUGUGCAUCUGCAAGGGAUGAGUUCAAGAAUUGUGCAGUUACCCACUCAGCUUGGUGGGGCUCUGACCCCCCCCCCCGCACAAAUUGCCUAGCUGAGAGACAGCCCAAUGAGUUGUCAGCCCAUUGCAGAGGUAUAAGUUUGACCCCUUCCCCUAGCAACUCUCCCAGCCCAGACCCUCAUGCAGCAAUCCCAUUGUUCUUGACACUCCAUGGUGGUAUGGGGGUCUGUGGCUUCUGCUGCCCCACUGGACUGCCACUGGACUGGGCUUGGGUGUGGGUGUGGGUAACAGCAUUGCUGGGGUGGCUCCCAGACACUGGGGAAAGGAAAGAGUUUGGGGAAACAAACCCCUCUUACACUGCAGUACAGUAGCCACGUUGGAUCCUACUGUGCUGCAGGCAGGCAUCAGGUAUGGUGCGUUAGACAGACAGAGGUCAAGGAGCGUAAAAGGCAAAGGCAUGGUCAGAGAGUCCAAGGUCAAGGCAAGCAGAAAGCAAAUGCAUAGACAGCCCAGAGUCAAGCAAGUCCAGGAGCUUGUGCAAGCAGGCAGGUAGGCUAGGCACAAAGGUACAAGGCAUGGAGUAGAGAACCUGAUAUGUGGAGGUUUUUAGUGAAACACACUUGUUGCACCCAGGCAGAUCCAACCCAGGACAUGGCUUAUAUAGGAGAUCCUGACUAAUGAGGCUAGGGUCCUAAAAGGACUCAAUCCUUCUCAGAUGCAAAUGAUUCCAUUUUACAGAGCCUUCUGCCAUAUCUAGCAGCAAUGCGAGAAGUUCUCCUUUCAGCACUUAGCUGCAAUCUUUGUCUUUGCCUUUUUCAUGCAGCUGACUCGUUACUCAGCUCAUCUGAGGUAACUGAUGGCUCUCCCAACUGCAUAGUAUCAGGAUCUGUUGCUGGCUCUGCCUUAGCUGGCAGGGAAGGACUUGGAGCUAGCUCUGCCUUGCUUGGCAGGACAGGGCUUGGAGCUGGCUCUAUGCCUGCAGUUUUGGUCCACAGUGCAUUCAAGCUCCAUGUCAGAUUUCUCAUCUCCCAGGGGCUGGAUCAUGACAUCUGCCUCCAAAGAUGGGGCACUUGUUAGGCUUCAGAACUGGGAGAAGUCUGACAUGGAGUGUAGAAUUUGCUCUCCCUGUUGGGUGUUGGCGCAAAAUGUGUGUGGGGUGUGGUUGGGUGCUGUGAAAGGGGCUUGGCUGCCUCAGGUGAGGGAGGUGACUGUACAGUCCCUUUAGUUGGCAGCCUGAGCUGCUUGGGGCCUCAUGUGCACAGCUUCUGCAGCAGGAGGACACCUGUGUUUUUUUGGCUUAAUGGGGGUCUAAUUUUUGUUGGUGCAACCUUGUGCCUCUAUCAGACUGAAAGGGCUUAGGGAACAAACUAACUCCAGCCAUGCCCUUUGAUCUGCCCAUGAUGCUGGAGUAGAGGCUUGUACCUGAGUUGCACUUCUAUGUAGCUGCAGCAGAGUUAUGUGGGCCCAAGAACAUCACAGUGUUCCUGGAGUCCAGUGUUGGCAGGGAUGAUGGGAACUGUAGUCCAUAACAUCUGGAGGGCCGUGAGUUUGACAUCUGUGCACUAAUGUAAGGGUCAGUUGGGUCUCUGAGCCAUUCCACCCACUUAUGAUUGGCAGUAAAAUGAUGAUCUUUACUUAGAUACAGUCAAUAGUUGGUAAAAUGGCUUUCCAGGAUCAGACAUAAUUCAAAGUAACACCACUGAACAUUCUGCAUGCUGAAAAAUGUUUUUUUU